This is a messenger RNA of Medicago truncatula (barrel medic), 2404 nucleotides long. RefSeq lists its product as uncharacterized. The record is from RefSeq and is a predicted model, not a curated record. NCBI's taxonomy places the organism in Eukaryota, Viridiplantae, Streptophyta, Magnoliopsida, Fabales, Fabaceae. The transcript is spliced from 11 exons. Bases 305 to 1963 code for a protein of 552 amino acids.
AGGAUGUUCAUAAAAACAUUACAAUUAUUGUAAAAGGAAAACAUAAAGAAGGUCUUUGCAGCAUUUGGAUCCGACAUUGUUUUUUGUCGGACCCGCAUGCACAUUUUCUUCUCUCUCCCUCGUAUUGUUGUUCAGAAGAGGGAGAGAUAGAGACCAUAUGCUACCAACUGAAUUUGAAACUUUCAUUUUCUUUGCCAAAUUCCUAACACUUUUCAGGCAUUGAAGAGUAAACAAAAAAAGAACAGGCAUUGAACACAAACAAUUAUAUCUCUUCCCUUUUCAAGGUUCUUCAAAACAACAUACAAUGGGAGGUUGUGUGUCAGUACCUUCUCAUGCAAUUAAAGCACCAAAAAAGCUUCGCAGAAGGAUCGUAAGACGUCGUCGUCGAAAGAUCUCAAGUUCAGCUGCAAAUGAUAUCAAUAAGUUGAAUAACAAUGGAGGAAUGCAUGUAACAGAUUAUUCUGUUAGUGAAUAUGUUCAUAUGGACUUUGAAAAUGGUGCAAAAACAAAAUGUAGAAGAUCUGAAGUUUCUAAUUCAGCAUACCAUCUUACUCAACUUGAAUGGCAUCAUAGUCAAUAUGAUGUUGAUGCAAAUGUAAUGUGCCAAGAUGAGAGUUACUUUGAUUCAGUCAGUAUUCUGGAUUCUGAUUCAGAUGAUGAGUUCAAUAGUGUUCAUGGAGACUGUUUUCCAUUGGUCGGAAGCACAGUUGGAUGCAUUCCGUGUGGCCACGUGGUCCAAUAUGAAGAAAGAUCAACAUGUGUUGUGGAAAAUAAUCGUCAAUAUGAAGAGUAUCAUGAAAGUUAUCGUAAGGUUGAUGGAGGGAAUAACAUAGAUAAAUUAAAAGGAAGAGAUGAAAAUGGUUUUGGACUAAUCAAUACUCAUGGACUUCCUCGCUUAGGAAAAAAUCAAGGAAGCUUUAAAGGUUUAAAAGAAGGUAAAAAUAAUGUGGAAGAGAAUGCUCAAGAGAUUGCAAGAAAAUCAAAUUUGAAUCGGUUGGCACCGUCCGUUAGUUUCAAUAAUCGUCCGAGCAAAAAGCUGUCGACGAUUUUCAGGCUUUCUUUCAAAAGGAAAUCUUGUGAUGUAGAGGAAACACCUGAACUUGGUCAAUCAAAAAGAUAUCUGAUUCGGCCAAAAGCAGGACUUAUAAUUCCAUAUCAGAAUGGAGACAAGUUGUCUGCUGGAUGUUGGUCUGAAAUUCCACCUUCAACAUUUCAACUGCGCGGCGAAAACUAUUUCAAAGACAAGCGCAAGAGUCCUGCACCAAACAAUAGUCCAUACACUCCAAUCGGUGUCGAUCUUUUUGUUUGUCCAAAAAAGAUACAUCACAUUGCCAAACACAUUGAGCUUCCAAAUGUGAAAGCCAAUGGAAAAGUCCCCCAACUUCUUAUAGUAAAUAUUCAGUUGCCGACAUAUCCAGCUGCUAUGUUCCUUGGUGAUAGUGAUGGAGAAGGGAUGAGUCUUGUAUUGUAUUUCAAGGUUUCCGAGACUCUUGAUGAUAACAUUUCUUCCCAGUUUCAAGAAAGCAUCACGAAACUCGUUGAUGAUGAGAUGGAAAAGGUAAAAGGGUUUGCAAAAGACUCUAAUGUUGCAUUUAGAGAAAGACUAAAGAUUAUGGUAGGACUUGCUAAUCCUGAUGAUAUGCACUUGAGUUCUACUGAGAAGAAGCUAGCUCAAGCUUAUAAUGGAAAACCUGUACUCUCAAGACCACAACAUAACUUUUACAAGGGUCCUAACUACUUUGAGAUUGAUCUCGACAUUCAUCGAUUUAGCUACAUAUCGAGAAAAGGACUUGAUGCAUUUCGAGAUCGUCUGAAAGAUGGCAUUCUUGAUCUUGGACUAACCAUACAGGCACAAAAGCAAGAAGAGCUACCAGAGAAAGUACUAUGCUGCAUUAGAUUGAACAAGGUUGAUCUUGGUGAAAAUGAUCAAACACCAAUGCUAAUGACCCUUGAUGGUGAAUGAUAAGAAGGAUUUUCAUGAAGUGUGAGGAACAGCAUUCAACAAUACAAACUAAUAUAUGUAUUAUAAUAGCUUCAUUUCCUUUUAGCUGAAGAAAAAGUGGGAGUUUAAAGUUUUUAUGUUGGAUAUGCAAAUUUCCUGAGUCAUGUAUUUAUGUUCUAAUGUACAUUUAAAGGGGGGGAAAGUAAGAAGAUGAUUAACAUGUAUUUUGUACCCAAAAAAAACAUGUAUUAUUGACAAAUGAUUUCAAAGGUAGUGUUUUUCUCGGGUUUGAAUCUUGUUGAUAAAAGAAAUGAGGUUGAGAGAGGAGACUCAACUAAAGGUGGUCAUCAAAGUUUUAUGAUGGAGAAGGAUCUGUCGCACCAAUAACAUGAUCACCAAAAAAAAAGAUGAUAUUUAUUUUUAUUUUUUUUGAGGGGAAGAUGAAAUAUUUUUUAUUAUUUA